CUACAUCUCAUGUUAACUUCUUCAAACUAUGUAAUGAGGCAAGAUUUUCCUUGUAUUCAAUAUAAAAACCCUAAUAUUUUCUUAAAGGGCCACACUCGUUCCUGGUACAGCAUUCCUAAUUUGCUCACAAAAUGUUACAGUGGCUCCAAGCCUGACGGAAGUCUUGGACCAAUAGACCCAACAAUUGAUGCAAAUUAUGAUUUUCUCAAGUCCUUUUUCACCGAAAUUUCAGAAGUUUUCCCGGAUUAUUAUAUGCAUCUUGGAGGGGAUGAAGUAUCAUUCUAUUGCUGGCAGACGAACCCAAUCAUAAAGAAAUGGAUGGAUGAACAUGGUGUCAAAAAUUACUCGGCCCUUGAGCAGUACUAUGAGCAAAAGUUGAUUGACAUAAUCAAUGGACUUAAGAAAGGAUACGUUAUCUGGCAAGAAGUUAUCGAUAACGGCGUUAAGGUAAAGCAAGACACCAUAGUAAAUGUAUGGAAAGGAGGCUGGCAAAACGAGAUGGCCAAAGUUACAGCACAGGGUUACAGAGCGAUCUUGUCGUCCUGCUGGUAUCUGAACUAUAUUUCAUACGGUCCUGACUGGCCAAAUUAUUAUAAAUGUGACCCUCAAGAUUUCACUGGUACAAAGGAGCAGAAGGAUCUUGUCAUUGGUGGAACCGGUUGUAUGUGGGGUGAAUGGGUGGAUGGAACAAACUUGCUGUCAAGAACAUGGGGCAGAGCUCUAGCAGUGGGUGAAAGAUUGUGGAGUAGCAAAGAGACAAAUGAUGCCAAAGAGGCAGAAGGCAGAAUUUGGGAGCAUCGAUGCAGAUACCUCAGGUAUGACAACCUUAGUCUUUCUUUAUUGGUAUGAAUACGUCAGGUUAUCAGCCAGGAAGUCAUGAUGAAACACGUUUAUUAAGCGACUGUGGAACUGCCGCGAUCAUUUUGACAAAGGACUUAAGUAGCUUAUUUGACAGAACGACGAG
Messenger RNA from Rhopilema esculentum, 964 nucleotides. The record is from RefSeq and is a predicted model, not a curated record. NCBI's taxonomy places the organism in Eukaryota, Metazoa, Cnidaria, Scyphozoa, Rhizostomeae, Rhizostomatidae.